This is a messenger RNA of Nelumbo nucifera (sacred lotus), 1717 nucleotides long. RefSeq names its product U1 small nuclear ribonucleoprotein-70K (gene U1-70K). Gene Ontology annotation, biological process: mRNA splicing, via spliceosome. Gene Ontology annotation, molecular function: mRNA binding; U1 snRNA binding. NCBI's taxonomy places the organism in Eukaryota, Viridiplantae, Streptophyta, Magnoliopsida, Proteales, Nelumbonaceae. The record is from RefSeq and is a predicted model, not a curated record. Gene Ontology annotation, cellular component: precatalytic spliceosome; U1 snRNP; U2-type prespliceosome.
CUCAUAGCUCCCCGCGACUUCGGCUAACGGGAAAAUAGAACAAAACUCUACUUUGGUGCUCUGAUCAGGCCUCCGAAAGAUGGGAGACUACAAUGAUGCGUUCAUGCGCAACAACAGAGACGCCGCGGUGCAGGCGCGCACGAAAGCCCAGAACCGCGCAACCGUUCUGCAAUUGAAACUGAUUGGACAGAGCCAUCCAACUGGCCUUACAUUUAACCUUUUGAAGCUUUUUGAGCCUCGACCUCCUUUGGAGCACAAACCACCUGCAGAGAAAAGAAAAUGCCCUCCAUAUACAGGAAUGGCACAAUUUGUGAGUAACUUUGCUGAGCCAGGAGACCCUGAAUAUGCUCCUCCUGUCCAAAAGGCUGAAGCUACAGAAGAAAGAAGGGCUAGAAUUCACAAGUUACGGCUUGAAAACGGGGCUGCAAAUGCUGCUGAAGAGCUUAAAAAAUAUGAUCCUAAUAGUGAUCCAAAUAUAUCGGGAGAUCCAUACAAGACACUAUUUGUUGCAAAGCUUAAUUAUGAGACCACUGAGCACAGAAUCAAAAGGGAGUUUGAAGCUUAUGGGCCGAUCAAGCGGGUUCGGAUGGUUACUGAUAAAGUGACAAACAAGCCUAGAGGCUACGCCUUUAUUGAGUAUAUGCAUACCCGGGAUAUGAAAACUGCAUACAAAAAAGCUGAUGGAAGGAAGGUUGACAACAGAAGGGUGCUUGUGGAUGUUGAACGUGGUAGAACUGUUCCAAAUUGGAGACCUCGCAGAUUAGGUGGGGGACUUGGAUCAACCAGGGUUGGAGGUGAAGAAGUUAAUCAAAAGCAUUCUGGCAGAGAGCAACAGCAGAUAGGUUCAGCACCUAGACCUAGGUCUGAGGAGCCAAGGGCCCGAGAAGAUCGUCAUGCUGAACGGGAGAGGGAGAAAUCUCGUGACAGAGGAAGAGAUCGAAAACGUGAACGAUCCCAUGAUAGAACAAGAGAUCGAGAUGCAAGGGAAGAAAGACACCAUAGAAACCGUGAUAGGAAUAGGGACAGGGAUCGGAAUCGUGGGCGUGAUGAUAGGGAAUGUGAUCAUGGUCGAGAUCGAGAUCGGGACCAUGGUCAUGACUAUGAAAGGGAUCAAGACAGAGGUAGAGACCGGGAACGUGAACGUGAUCAUGACCGUGGAAGAUCUUAUGACAAGGAGUCGGAAUAUGACCAUAGCAAGCUGAAGAUUGAAAGAGGCUUCCAUGGUGAAGGGGACAAAGGAUAUGGUCAUGAGCCUGACCAUGACCAUGAGGUGUAUGAUAAUGUUGAGUCUAGGCACGGAUAUGGGCAUCCAGAGGACAAUGAGCGAGGACAUUAUGACCUUACGACCACCAAGGCUACGAGGCCACAUGAUGAUCUCGAGCCCCAGGGUGACCAUGAUGGUUACAAAGAUGAUGGAGGCCGAUGAUGACAAAGAUGACCGAGCAGUUUCGGAGUCGCGUGAAAGGGAGAAAAUUCGAGACCGACAUUUUUGUGCGAGUCUGAAAGACGUUUUCUCUGGGGAAAUCAAAACUUGUUACCCCUCAGUGUGUGGGUGCUUUUAAAAGAACUUCAAUCUUUUGUGGUUCUCACGAUCGAUGUUUUUAAGCUAAGUUUGUCUUUUCAUUGUUUUGUUUAGGCACAAGAUGGAAUAUGUGAUAUUUUGGAAUUGGGUUUUUGGCCAUAAAAAGUUAAAAACUGCAAUAAGUCAUUAAUCAAA